Molecule: messenger RNA, 704 nt
Organism: Acanthoscelides obtectus
Lineage: Eukaryota; Metazoa; Arthropoda; Insecta; Coleoptera; Chrysomelidae
Source: the annotation of a GenBank genome assembly
UGCAGUUCCAGUGACUCAACUGAGAUGCUGGCAUUAGUAUUACUGUCAAGCUACUUUGCUGUGUUCACUUUUGCUGAAGACCUUGCAACACCUGGUGAUCAAGUGAAAGAUGGCAGCUCCCUAUCUCUCUCAGCUUACGCAUACCCAAAACCACUUUCCUACGGAAUAUAUGGUGAAGAUUUUGAUCGUCCGCACAGUGCUGCAAGAAACGCGGAAUAUGAAGUAAAGAGCAAUUAUGCUGCUGUUGCUGCCCAGAACGCAAAGACGGCAAAAGUCGCCCUGCACUCCAAACUUUCUAUCGUCUCAUCCUUGAAACACCAACUGGCAUCAGCACAACAUCGGCUUCAUGGCGAAACAGACCAAUACCGCCAAUCAGAAGUCGCUGCGAAAUCAGCCCAACAUGCAGCUGCUAAAGCGCAUGCGCAGGUCCACGAGCUGACGCACGCACUAACAGUUGCGCAUGCGAACGCACAGAAAGCCGACUUAGCUGCAGCUGAAGCCGAUAAAGUCGCAGCUACGCAGAAAGACAUGGUGUUCCACGCGAAGCAAAUCGUUGCUAAUCUGGUUGCGCAGCUGAAGGUGGCCCUGGCUCAUCUGCUGGAUACGGAGGCGUCUGUUAAGAAGGCUCAAGCUGCAGCUGAAGAGAGUUACGCCAAUGCUAAAUAUGUAUACUAAGCUUCAAUAUACAAUUCUAUUGCAACUGA